This is a messenger RNA of Phytomonas sp. Hart1, 1314 nucleotides long. NCBI's taxonomy places the organism in Eukaryota, Euglenozoa, Kinetoplastea, Trypanosomatida, Trypanosomatidae. The record is from the annotation of a GenBank genome assembly.
AUGGCGGGCUCCGCGCAGUACGACGAGUUCACCUGUUGCCAUUACCUUGAAAGGGUGGAGCGGGAGGAGGUAAUGUGGCUCUGGCGCCUCAUCGCGCUCUUCUUUGGGGAGUUGAUCCUUGAGGAUGGGGGAAGGAACCCGGAGGUGUGUGGCUAUCACCCACGCCAUGGGACGAGGGUCCUUCACGGGGUUUUUGUCCAGCGCAUCGAUAACGCCCUAUACACAAUCGCCGUGGUCACUCGCGACGCAGGGGGGGCCACCGAGGUGAGGCAGCUCCUGCGCGACAUCUCGCGACGCCUCAGGAAGAGGUUUGUGCUUCUUUUUCAUCCCUUUCCUAUCUGCGCCUCGCUCCGACGUGUCGCGCUGCGGCUUUGGUGGAUGACAAGCCAGGACCGGAUUGUCCCUGGGGCCAUUCUCCCAACCCUACACAUCCGCCUCGACGACCAUAGAGAGAGCUUUGGGGAGUCGUUAGAGAUGUGUACACAGCACUGCAAGGUCAUGGAUGCCAUUCGAGGCUAUCACGCCGUGCGACUUUUUCUCGCCCGUCCGGCUUUGUCUACGCUAGGCGGUACCUGCUGCAAGGAGAUCCGACACCGCCGAGCGCACUUUUUCACAACUCAGUACUCAUAUGAUUCACUGGGGGACCGGAGUGGCCCUUUAACAACCAACAACUCUUCCCAGACACUGAGCCUGAUGCCACAGGUUUCCCGAAUGAAUUACCCUGAACUGCAUACAAAGGAUAACUUUAGCUAUUCGGAUUCCACGAUUAUGGAUGUCCUCACAUCCGUCAACUCCCAAGGUGAUCAGUUGUCGAUGUCGCGGCCGCAGGAGGCGCCGAUGUCAGAUCUAAUGUGUUCGUCAUCUGUCACCGUGGGGGCAGACGAUAACAUUUUGAUUGUUCCCAAAACUCUGAUUAGCUCCUCAGACUACUCUUGCCCCUUUGAUGGAUUCAUAACGAACAUCAACGAAAUAACUCCGUCCUACGUUCCCCGGUCGAGUUUACAGUAUCCUAAUGAGAUUGAUAUCAACAACCAGGCUUCCACCACCAUAACUUCUUGUUCCACCACUCAGAGUCAGAACGCCUUACUUCCAGACUUUUCAUACCCUGAUUUUACAUUUAGUAUAGAUAGACAGGCUAAAUAUCCAGAAGUUUAUGCAUAUGCGAAUUUUCUAUUUGACGACUUAAGAGUGGACACCAUAGGUGAACAUCUUAUUGGUGUCGAAGUUGACGUUGAAAACUCCUAUAAGCCUUUUAUACCUGCUUUAUAUGGGCAUGUAGGUCCAUUUUUGGUUGUCAGUGAACCAAAUGGAUAG